Messenger RNA from Camellia sinensis, 1255 nucleotides. Its product is annotated as peroxidase 3. Gene Ontology annotation, biological process: response to oxidative stress; hydrogen peroxide catabolic process. Gene Ontology annotation, molecular function: heme binding; peroxidase activity. The record is from RefSeq and is a predicted model, not a curated record. Lineage: Eukaryota; Viridiplantae; Streptophyta; Magnoliopsida; Ericales; Theaceae.
UCUCGUGCUUGUGUAGUUGAGAUAUGAGAGUGUGCUUCACACAAAACUAAAGAAAAAAAGGAAAGAAAGAGAAGUGUUUGUUCCAAACAUUAGAAAAAAUAUAAUGGGUUAUUUUGGAAUUGUGAUCUUGGCUUUCCUUGUUGCAUUUCUAGGGUCUGCUCGUGCUGAUCUAAAGAUGGGUUUCUAUGAUAAAAGCUGUCCAAAAGCUGAGAAGAUUGUGCUUGACUUUGUCAAAGAGCACAUCCCAAAUGCUCCUUCACUUGCAGCUGCCUUAAUAAGAAUGCACUUUCAUGACUGCUUUGUCAGGGGUUGUGAUGGGUCAAUUCUUCUAAAUUUCACAACAGCUUCGGGGAACCAAACCGAGAAGGUGGCUCCUCCAAAUCUGAGUGUCAGAGGCUUCAGCUUCAUUGACAGAGUGAAAAGCUUACUAGAAGCAGAAUGUCCAGGCAUAGUCUCUUGUGCAGAUAUCAUUACAUUGGUUACAAGAGACUCUAUUGUUGUCACUGGAGGUCCUACUUGGAGAGUACCAACCGGUCGACGGGAUGGGACGGUCUCAAAUGCCACAGAAGCCUUGAACAACAUCCCUGCCCCAACUAGCAAUAUCUCUACCCUCCAAACAAAAUUCGCCGCCAAGGGGCUAAAUCUAAAGGAUCUGGUCCUGCUCUCUGGUGCACACACAAUUGGUGUAGCCCACUGUUCAUCAUUCUCAAACCGUCUAUACAACUUCACUGGUGUGGGUGAUCAAGACCCAGCUCUAGACAGUGAAUAUGCUGCAAAUCUCAAAGCCAGAAAGUGCAAGACAUCAACUGACAACACCACCCUCGUCGAAAUGGAUCCGGGUAGUUUCAGAACAUUUGAUCUUGACUACUACACACUUGUGCUCAAGAGAAGAGGCCUGUUUCAAUCUGAUUCAGCUUUGAGAACAAGCUCCACAACAAAAACAUACAUCACACAACUCCUCAGUGGAUCACUCCAAAAUUUCUACUCUGAAUUUGCCUUAUCCAUGGAGAAAAUGGGUCGGGUCGGUGUUAAAACCGGGUCGGCCGGACAGAUUAGGAAGCAUUGUGCAGUGGUGAAUAGUUAACAGAGCUGGCUAUUAGUAGCAGCAUUAUUGAUGAUAAAAUUGAGUUGUAUGAAUAAUUUUGAGUUGAAUUAUUAUAUGUUCUUUAUUGUGUACAUCCUCUGUUUUGUCUAUGGUGGGUUUGGUUGCUUCAAUCAAUAAAAAGCUAGUUCUUUUAUGGACAGUUCAUGGAUA